AUGCCACCCAAACGCAAGACCCCCGACGCGUCCAGCGCGUCGGCCAGCAAGCGAAGCAAACCGGACCUGCACCAACCACACCCGAACGCAAAAGAGACCGAAGCCUUUGGGAUUGUCCUGCGCGACUUCUAUCCCCACGAAAUGAGCAACGAGCGCUGCGAGGCGUAUAAUCAUGGAGACCUUGAACGGCCCAUCGAGACCCUAAACAAGGCCUGUCGGGAGACGGCCGACCAUCGUCGCGCCAUCGCCCCCGGCAAGGCCGUGGUUCACUGGUUCAAGAGCGACCUGCGUCUUCAUGACAAUCGAGCCCUGCACGCGGCUUCCCAGAAAGCCCAAGAUCAUCACAUCCCGCUGAUCGGCCUCUACGUUCUCUCACCAGAGGACCUGACGGCCCAUCUGGCGAGUCCCGCACGCGUCGACCUGACCCUGCGGACCUUGAAACGGCUCCAGCACGACCUGGGCGAGUUGGACAUUCCCCUACACAUGGAAACAGUCGAGAAACGCAGGGAGGUUCCGGGUCGUAUUGUUAAACUCUGUCAGAAAUGGGGCUCCCAACAUCUCUUUGGCAAUAUCGAGUACGAAGUGGAUGAACUCCGACGGGAUGCUCGGUUAGUACGGCAAUGUGCCCAGAACGGGAUUGAUUUUGAGCCAAAACACGAUACCUGUGUGGUCACUCCGGGCUUGCUGAGCAGCCAACAGGGCAGACAGUAUGCCGUCUACACCCCGUGGUUUCGCUCCUGGCUGGCCUUUUUGAAAGAGAACCCCGACUACCUCGAAGUGUCGGAGGAGCCCGGGUCCAACCCUCGGGAUACGCGCCCGCAACUGGCAGACCUGUUCGAUUGCAAGGUGCCCGCGGCCCCGAGCAACAAGCAGCUGUCCGACGCGGAGAAGAAACGAUUUGAGAAGAUGUAUCCCGCCGGGGAGCACGAGGCCCUCCAACGGCUGGAAGCAUUCUUGGAAGAAAAGGCCCACGACUACGAGGCAAUGCGGAGCAUGUUGCCCGGUCAGCAUACGUCCAUCCUCAGCCCGUACUUUGCCUCGGGAGCGUUGAGUGCCCGCACGGCUGUAACGAUGGCCAAGCGAAACAACAAAAACCGGCUGGAUCAGUACGACUCGGGCUAUGUCAGUUGGAUCAGUGAGGUGGCUUGGCGGGAUUUCUACAAGCAUGUGCUUGUACACUGGCCAUUUAUCUGGUAA
Penicillium riverlandense is the source of this 1197-nucleotide messenger RNA. RefSeq lists its product as uncharacterized. Gene Ontology annotation, cellular component: nucleus; cytoplasm. Gene Ontology annotation, biological process: circadian regulation of gene expression; entrainment of circadian clock by photoperiod. The transcript has a single exon. Gene Ontology annotation, molecular function: FAD binding; DNA binding. NCBI's taxonomy places the organism in Eukaryota, Fungi, Ascomycota, Eurotiomycetes, Eurotiales, Aspergillaceae. Bases 1 to 1197 code for a protein of 398 amino acids. The record is from RefSeq and is a predicted model, not a curated record.